Molecule: messenger RNA, 696 nt
Organism: Guillardia theta CCMP2712
Lineage: Eukaryota; Cryptophyceae; Pyrenomonadales; Geminigeraceae
Exons: 2
Coding region: 1-696 (231 amino acids)
Biological process (GO): protein phosphorylation
Molecular function (GO): protein kinase activity; ATP binding
Source: RefSeq, a predicted model, not a curated record
AUGCUUGGCAAUCCAGAUGCACACCUGCUUGCUGACACUUUGAGGGAAGUCGAUUUCUUUUUAAAGCUUGACCAUCCUAAUUGCCAUUUUCUCCUUGGCGCCAAAACUACUCUGGAGAAUGGUGGCAUAAUGCUUUUGACGGAGAUUUGUGAAAGUGGAUCGCUUUUUGAUUGUUACUCGACGAAAAGGCUUCGAUUUGAUCGUUGUACAGCCUGGCGGAUCAGCAAGGAAUGUGCCCUGGGAUUCAAGGUCAUUCACGAUAUGGGCUUCAUGCAUCGAGACAUCAAAUCCUUGAAUGUGUUUAUGACCAAGGAUAUGGUUGCCAAGGUCGCAGAUUUUGGUAUGUGUACCAAUAAUCCCACCGCAACAGACCCCAUGGGUACACCACAAUGGAUGGCGCCAGAAGUGAUAUCGAACAUGCUUGGAAUCAGAUGUCCAUACAACAAAAGCUGUGACAUAUACAGCUAUGGGAUACUUGUUUGGGAGACCUUCGUAGCAAUGAUUCCGUAUGCCAGCACAGGACUUAAUCAAUCGCAAAUCGCCAUGCAAGUUUAUCGAAGCAACAUCCGGCCACCGAUGAUCAGCAGCCUCCCUGCAUCCAUCAAGUCUCUCAUUGCAGAGUGCUGGGAUAAAAACCCUCAUCAUCGACCAAAUUUCGAUACGGUAUGUCUUUUGUUUCAGUUUGAGUUCCCUUGA